AUGAAGGUUCUCCUUACAGGUGGCAGUGGCUUCAUCGCAGCCCACGUCCUCGACAUCCUCCUCGAACACGGCCACGAAGUCAUCACCACAGUCCGCUCCCAAUCCAAAGCCGACGCCAUCAAAUCCGCCCACCCCAACAUCCCCACCUCCAAGCUCGACUUCCGCAUCGUAGAGGACAUCGCCCAAGAAAAUGCCUUCGACAAAGCAGUCCAAUCCCUUCCCGACCUCGAAGCCGUGAUCCACACCGCCUCCCCCUUCCACUUCAACGUCACCGACACCAAGAAAGACCUUUUAGACCCCGCCAUCAUCGGCACAACCGGUAUCCUAAAAGCCAUCAAGAACCACGUACCCACCGUGAAAAGAGUCGUAAUCACCAGCUCCUUCGCCUCCAUCAUCGAUGGCUCAAAGGGCACUCGCCCAGGCUAUACUUACUCGGAAAAGGAUUGGAACCCGGUAACACUGGAAGAAGCAGUCCAGAACCCCGCCAACGGCUACCGAGCCUCGAAAACCUUCGCCGAAAAAGCAGCCUGGGAAUUCGUCGAGAAAGAGAAGCCCAACUUCACCGUAUCCACCAUGUGUCCUCCCCUAGUCCUGGGUCCUAUUGUGCAUUACCUAAAUUCGCUGGAUGGCCUCAAUACCUCCAACCAACGGGUCCGAAAUUUGAUAACCGGGCAAUGCAAGAAGGAGAUUCCGGACACGGGGACGUAUAUCUGGGUCGAUGUGCGGAAUUUGGCGCUUUGCCAUGUGAAGGCGAUUGAGGUUGCUGAGGCGGCGCAGAAGAGGUUUUUUAUUACGGCGGGGUACUUUUCGAAUAAGGAGAUUUGUGAGAUUGUGAGGAAGAAUUUCCCCGAGUAUAAGAAUGAGUUGCCGGGAGAGGAGGUUAAGGGAGGUGAUUAUCCUGAGGGAGGGCUGUAUAAGUUUGAUAAUAGCAGGACGACGGAGGUUUUGGGGAUUAAGUUUAGGGGGUUGGAGGAGAGUAUUGUGGAUUUGGUGAAGAGUUUAAAGAGUGUUGGUGCUUAG
Messenger RNA from Mollisia scopiformis, 1020 nucleotides. Its product is annotated as NAD(P)-binding protein. NCBI's taxonomy places the organism in Eukaryota, Fungi, Ascomycota, Leotiomycetes, Helotiales, Mollisiaceae. The coding region runs from base 1 to 1020 and encodes 339 amino acids. The transcript is spliced from 2 exons. The record is from RefSeq and is a predicted model, not a curated record. Gene Ontology annotation, molecular function: oxidoreductase activity, acting on the CH-OH group of donors, NAD or NADP as acceptor.